Meyerozyma guilliermondii ATCC 6260 is the source of this 3384-nucleotide messenger RNA. RefSeq names its product phosphatidylinositol-3-/phosphoinositide 5-phosphatase. The coding region runs from base 1 to 3384 and encodes 1127 amino acids. Gene Ontology annotation, cellular component: cytoplasm; membrane. Gene Ontology annotation, molecular function: phosphatidylinositol-4,5-bisphosphate 5-phosphatase activity; phosphatidylinositol-3,5-bisphosphate 5-phosphatase activity. Gene Ontology annotation, biological process: phosphatidylinositol dephosphorylation. The transcript has a single exon. The record is from RefSeq and is a predicted model, not a curated record. Lineage: Eukaryota; Fungi; Ascomycota; Pichiomycetes; Serinales; Debaryomycetaceae.
AUGAAGCUACUUUAUCUCGACGAGCCCCGAACUUUGGUUCUUUAUGGCUCUGGUCAUAGUAUGGCAUUCCGGCAAGUGUCUCGCCGUGUUUCAGGUGGACCUAAGGCAUCUGUGGCGGUGGAGCUUUUGCCCAAUCUGGAGGUCACCAAAUCAAAAGGGUUCAAAAGUCUUUUACAGAAAGAUAUAUAUGGCUGUCUUGGCCUUGUAUCCAUUGAGAAGCAGACAUAUUUGGCAGUGAUCACGGGUGCUUCCACCAAUGUUGCCAAUCCAGUCAAUUACGAGUCGGUAGACAGAAUCUUUGCGGUCGAAUUUAUUUCCCUUUCAAGUGACGAAUGGGAUUUUAUUACCCUUGAUACCAAUGGCUAUCCCGUCGGUGCCCUGGGAAGCCUGACUCCAGGAGGCUCUUAUGACGAGUACGACUCCGAUAAUGGACCACGAACCGCCCAUCCGUGCCAUGAGUUGCGCAAGCUUUUAUCGAACGGCUCCUUCUACUUUUCCAACGAUUUCGACUUGACACUGACUCUACAACUGCGUGGGGUGUCGCUAGACAAACUUCGUUCUGGUAUGGAUGGCACACGAAGACCCUCACUUGAGCAUUUGCAAACCGAAUACAUGUGGAACUCCUUCAUGAUGGAAGAGCUUGUCCAUUACAGAUCAAAUUUGGAUCCAGUUGGUCGAAGCACCAUUGACGAUAGCGGAUUUUUGACCACUGUGAUCCGAGGCUUUGCCAGAAGUGUUCCAGUGCUGGGGUCGCUGGGUAAUGCCGGUCGUGAUACUAUGACCAUCAUUUCGAAGCAGUCGUGGAAAAGGGCAGGUACACGUUAUAAUGCUCGAGGAAUGGACGAUGAUGGAAAUGUAGCCAAUUUCGUGGAGACAGAAUUCAUCUACUACCAGCCAUCCAAGGCACUGAUUUAUGCCUUUGUCGAAAUCAGAGGGUCUGUACCUACAUUUUGGGAGCAAGAUCUGACACUCAUUAAUCCCAAAAUCACUCUCACAAGAUCGCUCGAAGCUACCCAGCCCAUCUUUGAUAAGCAUUUCACUUCUAUAUGUGAAAAGUAUGGCGUGUGCCAUAUCGUUAAUCUACUUUCAAAGACGAAACCUGCCGAAGUUGCCGUUCUGAAACAAUAUCACCAACUCUAUUCUCAUUCAAAGUUCCGUGAUGAAAUGUCCUUUUUGGAAUUUGACUUUCAUGCUGAAACUAAGGCCCUGAGCGGAGGUUUCGCAGGGGCCACUAAAAUCAUGCCCAUGCUUCACGAUUCUUUGGAGCUGUUUGGAUGGUUCUACUUUGAUAUGAACGAGGACGAAGUCGUCACUCGUCAAGAUGGUGUAUUCAGAGUCAACUGCUUGGACUGCUUAGACAGAACUAAUCUCAUUGAGCAGGUUAUCUGCCAGCAGGUCUUGAAAUACAUCACUCAAAAUCAAUCUCACUCUCAUGGAAAUUCUUACAGGGAUACUGCUAAUUUGGAAGCAUUGAUCACGCGGCAUAAUACUUUAUGGGCAGAUAAUGGAGAUGCCAUUUCACAAAUUUACACCGGUACAAACGCUUUAAAAUCUUCAUUUACAAGGUCAGGAAAGAUGAACUUUGCAGGCGCACUUUCAGAUGUCACCAAGUCUGUUUCAAGAAUGUACCAGAACACCUUUGUUGACUCAAAAAAACAGUCGACUAUGGAUUUGCUUUUGGGAUACGAUGCCAAAUCGGUGUCAGUGAAGAUUUACGAUCCCAUUAACGAGUAUGUCAAUGACAAGCUUAAGAGCAGCGAGUCGGAGUUUACGAGCUGGUCCGAUAUAACCAUUCAAGUUGGAACCUAUAAUGUGAAUGCACUUACACCUGAGGCGGCAGCUUCAAGCAGCAUGGAUUUGAGCCAAUGGUUGUUCCCGGUCGAAAAUGUCGACCGUGAGUUGCCGGAUAUCUACGCUAUAGGACUCCAGGAAUUGAUCGAGUUGAAUGCUGGUUCUAUUCUCAGCGCCGACAUGACGAAGCCCCAAAAAUGGGCAAAAGUUUUAGAACAGCAUUUGAACUCUCAAGCAGAGCAAUAUUUAUUACUUCGAACCGAGGCAAUUGCUUCCAUGGCAUUAUUUCUUUUUGUUAAAAAAACUCAGGUUUCAAAAGUUACGCAAGUAUAUGGUUCGUCAAAGAAAACUGGGUUGGGUGGAAUGACAGCAAACAAAGGAGCGUGUUCGGUACGUUUUGAGUUUGGGUCCACCUCCAUAGCAUUGGUCACAUCUCACUUAGCUGCUGGUACGAAUGCAGUAGUUGAGCGCUACAAUGAUUACCUGACUAUCAUGCUGGGACUCACGUUCACUCGGAACUAUAAACUCACUGAUCAUGACCAUAUUUUGUGGUUUGGAGACCUCAACUACCGAAUCUCCAUGCCAAACGAGUACUGUAGGAAUUUGAUUGAAAAGGGUGCUUUUGAUGAAUUGCUCGAGGCAGAUCAAUUGGUCCUGGAAAUGUCGAACAAAGGUGCGUUUUCUGGCUUUAAAGAAGAACUAGUCAAGUUUUACCCAACAUACAAAUUUGACAAAGGCACUUCGAACUACGACACAUCCGAGAAACAAAGAGUACCUUCCUGGACAGACAGAAUCGUCCACCGAAGCAACGCUGACAAGGGAAAUCUUCGCCAGUUGAACUACCAUUCGAUUAUGGACUUUUUUUUGAGUGAUCAUAAGCCAGUGUAUGCCUUAUUUCAGUGCAAAGUCAAAUUUGUGGACGAACCCAAGAGGAACAAGAUGGCUAAAGAGCUCUAUAUAUCAUACAAGCAGGACCAUAAUGGUUCCGGAUCAUUAUUGGAACUUGAUGACGCACUCUCCUCGAGCGUUCUGAGCUCUUCCGACAGGUUCUCCAUGGAGAUUCUUUCGGAGAUGAACUUGAUAGAUGACUUACCCCACCUACCCCAAAGACCAGCUCCAGCUCCUGCAAAGUCUCCUCCUCGACGGGUACCUCCACCUCCACCUCCUCCGCUGCGACUGACAGCUAAUGGCAGCAAUUUCAAAGACAAACCAAUACCCAGAAAGUUGCCUCCACCUUUGACAAAUCAAAAAGGCGAUGUUCCUCCUCCAGCUCCUCCAUCUAGAAAAACGACACUUUCGCAGCCGGCACCUUCAAAGCCUCCAAUUGGUUUCUCCACCGUACCACUUGUUCCCGGAAGAUCAAACUCUGGCACUCCAAACUCGACAAACGGUACCUCCUCCACGUCAUCUCCUGCCAUAGUAUCACCCAUGGUCCCUUCUAAACCAGCAAGCUUGUCAUCUUAUAAACCGACUCAAGUGCCAAAUAAGCGAUCCUCGCCUCAAUCGUCAGAAGAAGCGACCAAGCGAUCAACUACCAGCACUCCAGUACCUUCAAAGUCUUUGUCUGAAUGGGCUCCAUUAGUUCCAAAGUAG